UUGUCAGUUCAUUUAGAGAGUUCGUUCGUGGUAGUCGUCAUUCUCGUGCGCGAUCUAGAAAAACCGUCAAGGAAGAUUUUACUGAACUUCUUCAAACCCCUACGAGGUACUCUAGUAUUGCAGCAAUGUCGGAACGCGAAAAUAAUAUCUAUAAGGCGAAGCUGGCCGAACAGGCCGAGCGGUACGACGAAAUGGUCGAAGCCAUGAAGAAGGUUGCUUCUAUGGACGUGGAGCUAACGGUUGAGGAAAGAAAUCUGCUAUCGGUGGCUUACAAAAACGUCAUCGGUGCACGCCGUGCUUCCUGGCGGAUAAUCUCUUCGAUAGAGCAGAAGGAAGAGAAUAAGGCAGUCGAGGAGAAGCUCGAAAUGAUAAAGAACUACCGCUCACAGGUUGAGAAGGAACUGCGCGAUAUCUGCUCAGACAUCCUUGAGGUGCUCGAUAAGCAUUUGAUCCCGUGUGCAACGACCGGUGAAAGCAAGGUAUUUUAUUACAAGAUGAAGGGCGAUUAUCAUCGCUAUCUGGCAGAGUUUGCGACCGGUGGCGAUCGCAAAGAUGCUGCCGAAAACUCGCUCGUUGCGUACAAGGCUGCCAGUGAUAUCGCGAUGACUGACCUUCCACCAACGCACCCAAUCCGAUUGGGAUUGGCUUUGAACUUCUCAGUAUUUUACUACGAAAUCCUGAACUCUCCGGAUCGUGCCUGCCGUCUAGCGAAAGCUGCGUUCGACGAUGCUAUUGCCGAACUGGAUACUCUGAGCGAAGAAAGCUACAAAGAUUCAACGCUAAUCAUGCAGUUGCUUCGAGACAACCUCACCUUAUGGACAUCCGACAUGCAGGCUGACGGUAAGAAGAAAGGAGAAGGUGAACAGAAGGAACAAAUCCAGGAUGUCGAAGACCAAGACGUGUCGUAAUUUGCGCGCGUCUCGUUUUAUGUGUGAGUUUAUUUUAUUAAUUAAAAAAAGCAAGAUAAGAGAUAAGCAUUAAGAAAUAAGAAAAUAAACAUAAGAAAUAUACACAAAACACAGACAUAGAGAGCAAAAGGGAUGGAAUAAAAGAAAAAAAUCUUCUUGCAAAUGAUCGUUCCACUCCCCCAGCAGCAGUUCAAGUGUGAAUUAUCCAGUCCCGGUAGCAUUAUUAACCAACAUUUCCAGAGAAGACAGAGAGCGACUAGAACGUAAAACACAGGACUAAAUAUGAAAGGAAUAAUUAAAGGCAGUACUUUCGAUUGCACCUUACGUAGAGGAAGACCAUCAAAAUGGAAAGAGCGAGAGAGUAAGAGCAAAAAAUGGGAAUUCAUUGAAAAAUAAGGAGUGAAAUAAAACAUCAUUUAUUCAUAAAAUAAUACACACAUACACACGCGUGAAAAGCGAAUUAUCUCUUAAACAACAAUGCAAAAUCGUAAAAAAGCAUAAUAACAACAGAAGCGCAAAGAAAAAUCUAAUCUUGUAGGAUAUCACACACCAACCAUACAACACUGUGUUGGAGAGAAAGAGAGAAAGUUUCCUAUUGUAGAGAGAGACAGGCAGCGCGCAACAAUGUAAGAAAAACUCACAGCAAAACCGAACAAGAUCAGUAACUUCAAAACAAAACCUCUAAAAUGAUAUGUGCAGUUUAUGUAGAUUUCGAGGCUCCCGGAAAGAACAUACUCUUACUUAAACACACACUCUCUUGUACUUCUCCGCAUUUUUGUCUUGUCCCAGGUUUCUCCCCCCAAGUUUCAUUGCAUAAAUCACUUGCGUCUCUCGGAACGUUUCCUUGCGCGUUUUUGUACCAGCUUUGUGAAGGCAUUAUCAUACCCGGCCUCCCUCGUAGUACACUACUUCAUACUUUAAGUAAAAUUAGCUACAUUCUCAUAGUUAUAGAUAAAGGAAGAAAAUGUUUCGUGUUUCAUCCUAGCAAAACGAACAACUUCACAUCCACUGAUCCACCCGUCAUCUGCAAUCACAACAUCAUCACAACCCGCCUAUUCGAUAUCUCUUCUAUGCGAGCUCAGCCUGAUGUUGUCAUUGCGCCUACAUCACGAUCGACCUGGUCAAUCAUUCCACUCUCAGUUUUCCUUAUGAUAUGCGGCGUACAUAUACGGCGUAUGCCGUAUAAUUCAAUGAUAUCCAUCACUCUUACCUCGCUUCUGUGCCACAGUGUAACAGUAGACUAGAGUUAGUGCAAGAGCGUCUGUAGGAGAUUCUCAGCUUUGAAAUAUUUUCGCUUUAUUGCUACGUGUCGGAAAUCACAUGUGUUGUGUGUGACAUGUUUUUCGAAUUGUGGAUCCUGAUGCGAUCCAAACGCUUUCUAGCAGCCACACAAAUGUAUGAAAGUGCACUCUGUUCUGCCUGCAAAAUAUAUUGCAACUAAUUAAUUAAGAUGGUUACGUAGGGUUGUGGAGUCAUUGCAGGCGACGGGCAACAUGGAGUUGUAAAGCGAUUAUAUCGCCACUACUACUUCGUUUCUAAUUUUCAGUGCUGUGUGGGAGUAGGGAAUUAAAAGUAUAACUUGACGCAUUUUUCCAUUCCCACACGAAACAUCCUUCAUCUAUUUUAACUUUGCUUUACCAGACGCUUUUGUUACUCAAGCACUUACCGAAGAGGAAGCAACAAACUAUUGCCCGUGUGUGUAUUGUUCCGACUCUAGGAAGAACAGUUCUAGAGGUGUGUGGCAAAGCUAUAGUGUAGCGCACUCUAUCCUCCAGCCCGUGACGACCUCCACCAGGGCUUGUGUUAAUUGUCCCAGCUUUUGAUGAUACUAAUAACAUAAUGCGGUAUACCUAAUGCAAAAGCACAUAAACACACACAUACACACUAUCACGCAGCGGGAGGAAGAGUAAAGCGUGUUCAAUAAACAUGAAAAUUAAAGUAAAGCA
Anopheles moucheti is the source of this 2854-nucleotide messenger RNA. RefSeq names its product 14-3-3 protein epsilon (gene 14-3-3epsilon). Bases 126 to 908 code for a protein of 260 amino acids. Gene Ontology annotation, cellular component: cytoplasm. Gene Ontology annotation, biological process: signal transduction. Lineage: Eukaryota; Metazoa; Arthropoda; Insecta; Diptera; Culicidae. The transcript is spliced from 5 exons. The record is from RefSeq and is a predicted model, not a curated record.